ACAUUGUGUGCACCUUGAAAGCGCGUAAUGCUUUACAGAACAUUUCCAUCUUAGCCACCUCGAAGAUACUUUAUGAAUCAUUUUAUUGGAAAUUGUGCAUAUAUAUUUGUACAGAAAUAAGUAUAAAAGAAUUAUUAGUAAGAUUUUUUUCAUUAAUUUUACAUAUCGUUUACUCUUUGUCUUAAUCAUCAUUUGAGUUGAAAGUUUUGUUUGCAAGAUAUCCGAGACGUAUUUCCUGAUCAGUCCUUGUCUCAUCUUUUGAUGCGAAUACAAUGUCCUGGGAGGUACCAUGACCAAUGUUUUCUUUCUACUAAAAGUUUCACUAAUGCAUUUCACAAGUUAACUAAUACUUGUUACAUUAUAAGAAUGGAUAGCCUUUUUACGCAAAAUAUAUGCGAUGAUUUAGAAGAUAUACCCCAAACAGAUCAACCUGUUUGGAUUCUUGGAAAGAAGUAUCAUGCUUUAACAGAAUUAGAAGCAAUACGUAAAGAUAUCUUAUCUAAGUUAUGGUUUAGUUACCGUAGAGGUUUUAUUCCCAUUGGUGGUUAUAAUUCCACAUUUACAACUGACAAAGGAUGGGGCUGCAUGUUAAGAUGUGGGCAAAUGGUUCUUGGUCAAGCUUUAGUCUUUUUACAUUUAGGCAGAGAUUGGCGUUGGACACCAGAAACAAAAAAUACAACGUACCUGGAAAUAUUGAAACGCUUUGAAGAUAAGAGAGCUGCUCCUUUCUCCAUUCAUCAAAUAGCAUUAAUGGGAGCAUCAGAAGGAAAAGAAGUCGGACAAUGGUUUGGUCCAAAUACCAUUGCACAAGUAUUAAAAAAAUUGGUUGUGUAUGAUGAAUGGAGCUCUAUUACAAUACAUGUAGCUUUGGAUAAUGCUUUAAUAGUUAAUGAUAUCUUAAGACAAUGUAGAGUUGAAGGAGGUACAACGGUUGAAGUAGAUGGUAAAGAACCAUUGAAAGCACCGAGCCAGUGGAAGCCUUUAUUAUUAUUAAUACCACUUCGUCUUGGUUUGAAUGAAAUUAAUCCUGUUUACCUCAAUGGACUUAAAACUUCAUUCAAGAUCCCACAAUCUCUAGGAGUAAUCGGUGGAAAACCAAAUCUUGCUUUGUAUUUUAUUGGCUGUGUUGGAGAUGAAGUGAUUUAUUUGGAUCCACAUACGACACAGCGUUCAGCUAGUGUCGAUAAUGAGAGAGAAAUAGAUCUCACAUAUCACUGCAAGUCUGCUAGUCGUAUUUCUAUUACAGACAUUGAUCCCUCUGUAGCACUUUGCUUUUUUUGCGCUACAGAAAAGGAUUUUAAAUCUAUGUGUAAAACUAUGCAAGAUGAAUUAUUAGAGCCUGAAAAACAACCAUUAUUCGAAUUAUCUUCAGAAAGACUAGUUAAUUGGUCACCUGCUGAAGAUGUUGUAUCUGAGGCGAUAGGAGCUACUAAUUUUUUAGAUUUUGAACAUAUAGAACGUCAGUAUGAUACAUCCGAUGAAGACUUUGAGUUACUUGGUUGACACUUAAUAUACGAAACAAGUAAUCGACUUAAAAGAUUUAACUUUUUUUCCUAUAAAAAAAUUUAUAUAUUAUUUUCUGUGUGGAUUUCAACAUAAGGGUUUACUAUUAUUUUAUUAUUAUUAUUUGAUUUAAAGGAUUUGAAACUAAAUAUGUCCUUCUAUUACAUGUGAAGACAAUUAUAAAAAAAUUUAAUCUUUACAAAUUUAAUAAUAUUUCUCAUAUAUAAAUAUGUCAUACAUGAAACAUAUAGAAGUGUAAACUACACACAGAAUGAAAAUGGAGAUACUAUAACUAUUCAAUCAUUAUAUUUACAUAAAUCUCUUUAUAGUGCAAAGUUAAAAUGUUGAAUUAUAUCUCUUACAAGAAAAUAAUAUAUUUGUCACACAGAUUCUUCAGAAACAUUAGCAAAACAUUUCUUAUCAGUUUUAUAUUUAAAUAAUAUUAUAGAACUGAUAUAUAUAUAUAUAUAUAUAUAUAUAUAUAUAUAUAUAUACACAUACACAGUAAAUCAAAUAUAAAUAUUGACUAAGAAAAUGCUUUUUAUAAGAAACUAAAUAAAAAACAAUUUAUCGUCUUAUUACUUGAUAAAUAUAAUUACACAAUUUAUACAAAUUGUGGUAUUUGUAAACUAUUCUUAAAAAGUAUAUUCUUGAAUAUCUUGAAAAAAAUGAAAAAGAAAAAAUAUACCACCAUGUUUUUCAAAAUACAAUGCAUUAUAUAGAAAAUAUAUAUUGAAUACAUAGUGAUAUUUUAUUCUGUUCAUUUUUAUUGGGUACAUUUUUAGGCACGACCAUCACACACACACACGCUGGCGUGACAUAUAUUGUUUUUCAAUAAAAUUAUAAAUAUUACAAGAAAAGCAAGCGAGAUAAAUGAAAUUAGAAUUUUUUUGCUUAUACAUUUUGAAAAAUAUAAUGUUUUAUAAAUAUCUUCAACACAGAGAAGGAUUCACAAUGUUCAACUAAAUUUGUAUAGAAUUUUCAAAUAUUAUCUCGCAUAAUUAAUUAUGUACAAUGUUUUCAUAUAUGUACGUAUAUUAUAAAGUAAAUUUUAUAUAUCGUCAUUUUUAUUAAUAUGUUAACAAAAUAAGUAUUAAGAUAUUAUAUUAUUAUUCUAUUGUUGAUAUUACAUUUCUUUAACACGUAAGUUUAAAUAAUUGCUUAUAUCAAAUCAUAUAUACAUACUUACAUGUAUGAAUCGCGCUGCUUAUACAUUUAGAAAAUUCAUCCGAUAUAUUUGAUAAAAAAAUAACUAUUCUUCUCAUUAAAAUUUUAUCAUAUAUUCUCAGAAAUUUAUUAAUUCGACAUAUAUUAUAUAACAAUUCUGAUAGACAAAAGUGAUAGUUCAACUUAAAAUGACAGAUAGAUGUUAAAGUUACUUUGAUACAUAGCGCGCAUAUUCGUAUUAAAAAUUUUUGCAUUUAAAAUAAAUACAAUGUAUGUGGCUUUCAUUAAAAAUAUUUGGAAGAAAUAUAUUUUGUCACGUGUUGUUAAAAA
Vespula pensylvanica (western yellowjacket) is the source of this 3000-nucleotide messenger RNA. RefSeq names its product cysteine protease ATG4B (gene Atg4a). The transcript is spliced from 11 exons. The record is from RefSeq and is a predicted model, not a curated record. NCBI's taxonomy places the organism in Eukaryota, Metazoa, Arthropoda, Insecta, Hymenoptera, Vespidae. The coding region runs from base 262 to 1503 and encodes 413 amino acids. Gene Ontology annotation, molecular function: protein-phosphatidylethanolamide deconjugating activity.